This is a messenger RNA of Cladocopium goreaui, 1293 nucleotides long. The record is from the annotation of a GenBank genome assembly. NCBI's taxonomy places the organism in Eukaryota, Dinophyceae, Suessiales, Symbiodiniaceae.
AUGGCCGUUGCCCUCGUCACAGCACAGGUGGUGGAGCUGUGGGAGGCUUUGCGCAAGUACAGAGAGAAGGUUCAAAUCUCCAAGAAGGACUACGCCAAAGAGGAGUUGCUUCAAAGCUUUCGAGCUCGAGACAGCACUCGCUACCUGGUGGCUCUUCAGUUGGCCAACGAUGCUGAGGUUGAGCCAGAAGAUAUCCCUUGUGUGUACAGCCUACAUCGUUUGUCCCAGACCUUCCAGGUUCCUGACAUUGAUGUGAAUGUCUUGAGCGUCAAGGCACAGCUGUGCUUUGUGUUGGACUAUACCAGCAGUAUGAAGACGCAGGUGGCUCAGGCAAAGACCAGUGUCGCCCGAAUGAUUGAGGCGGUGAGGAACGUGUACAUACCUUUGCUGCCCAACGCGUCGGUUGAUUUGGAGAUGACUGCGAUCGCGUACAACGACUGGGAUGAAGGCACAGCACGACUGGGCCGACCGGUGGUGGCUGCCUUUGGGGGCAAAGAGAUCAAACGAGCGCACGAUGGGAGCUUGACGCUGGAGGAUUUCAAUCUAGGCGGCAAGUUCACAAAGGAUGCUGAGGAGCUGGAAACCUGGCUGGAUCAGGGUCUCGGCCAUGGUGGUUUCAUCCCCGAGGAGCUCACAGGUGCACUGCUGGCGGCCUCCAACUUGGAGUGGACCGGGCAGCAGAGGUUCGCUGUGGUGAUCACCGAUGCACCAUGCCAUGGCAAGGACUACAGCAGUUGCGCCCACGAUGUCUUCUGUGAUCGAAGAAAUGGUCUUACCUGCACUGGUCGACCAGAAAUGCCUCUGAGAACUUUGAGAGAUCAGGGCGUGAAAGUCUUCAUUUUCCAUACAGGUGAAGCACAUGCCGUCAGCAUGUGUGAGAAGUUGCGGGAGUCGGAGCCUGAUUUGAUCCAUGAGAAGGUGGAUCCAUCUGAAACGGCCGACAGAUUGGUGUCAGUUCUCAAGGGGAAACUCCAGCUGCAGCCUCUGUGGUAUUUGCUGAAGCCUUUGACCUUGGGAGAAGCCGAGUCCACGUCUCCACUGGAUCUAGCUGUUGCACAUGAUGUGGAGCUGGAGGACACCAAUGGUAAGGAGAAACACAAGCUUGGAGUGGAUGGACUUCUGUUCGUGGGUCAAAGAACAACGAACCCAAAGGUUGCAGUACGACGACCUUUGGAGUCCAAAUUGGAUCCUUUGUUUGAAAGGACCAGUCAGCAAGUAGAGCUGGAUCGGCUGUACGACGCUGAGAGACGCUAUUUCUUGCAGAUGGCUCCGCUUCAGCCCAGCUGGUCUUAG